AUGACCCAAUCCACAUCCCACCCCUCCUCGUCGAAUGAUUCCGAUUCUUCCAAUGCGGUACAAUACAUGCCAAACACUGGCAUGUAUAUGGGUCAAUUUCCCUGGCCCCAGCCCGCGUACAUUCCUCAUCCAGGCUUCUACAAUCCUGAUGAUGUGGAGCCUGAUGCACCACAUGGUGACGCCCCCUCAUACGCUCCCGUCGCACCUUCGCCUAAUGUGGGUGCUGGAAUUGAGCAUCACGCAUUCCAAGCAGGACCAAAUGGUUAUUACCCCCCUGCAGUAGCUGAUAUAUUGGGUGCCACUUAUGUUGGUCCAUACCCACCGCUAACUCAGGCUGCUCCUCCGCCACAACACCCAUCCGCGCCACCCCUGUACCAUCAAUCUUUCCCAUCGAGUUCUUUUCCAGGAGCCACGAACCCUUACACUCCACCCGAACCGCACCAAGAAUAUAUCCACCAGAAUCACGCGCCUUGGCUUUCAGCGCCCUUUGCUCCCUUGUUUGUCCCUCAAGCACCAAGUUUGUCGGUCGGUAAAAAGCGCGUCGCCGAAGGCCUCGAAGAACGCGGCGUCAAGCGAACUAAAAUAGUCUCCAGCAGGAUCAAGAACGACCCGUUAUUUAAACCCGUGUUAGAUCAACAUGGUCAACCCAACGGGACAUUCGUGUGUUCCAAAGACGGCAUAAUACUCAAUCCUGAAAGCUAUCUUAAGCACCUCAAGACGAAAAAUCACCUAGGCUUCAAACUAGAGAAAUACAAAUGCCCCGGUUGUAUCAAAACUUAUGCCCGACGUGAUGCCUGCAAGAGGCACUGGGACGACGGUUGUGGAAAGCUAGCACCUGAGGGCGCUCGGCAAUCAUACGCAGACGCUUGCAGAAAUUCCACGAGUUCCGCCUCUGCCGCGCCUGUGACAAUGCCUACCGCGCCUGCGACAGCACCUACCACGGCAUUCACAUAUUCUUACCCGUACCCCAUGCCCGUCACGUCGAUGUCCGGAAACGGGCCGAUCGCGUUCCCAGCAGCUUGGGUUGCGCAGUCGUAUGGAACGCCCACUGUCGCGGAUCCCGUACUUUGCCUCUCUCAGUCACCAGAGAAUAACAUGGUCACAGAGCCCACCGAAGACGAAGACGAAGACGACGAAGACGACGCUGAUUUUUGGGAGGCUAAUGAGAUACGGGACACAGAUGAGAUGUAG
This is a messenger RNA of Suillus subaureus, 1191 nucleotides long. RefSeq lists its product as uncharacterized. The transcript has 3 exons. The record is from RefSeq and is a predicted model, not a curated record. The coding region runs from base 1 to 1191 and encodes 396 amino acids. Lineage: Eukaryota; Fungi; Basidiomycota; Agaricomycetes; Boletales; Suillaceae.